AUGGAUAAUAUGGAGAAAGCAUUCGCAGAUCAGGAGAAGAAUAUGAACGAAGAAGCCAAUUUACACAACAAAGGCAAUAAUAAGACGGAUUCUGGCGUUAAAUUGUUUCCCUUUUUGGACAAAAUAUUUCAUACAUUCACGAGUACUCUGGACCACAUUUUCGAUAACAAACCACCAGGAGAUGGAUGGAUUGGCUUUCAAGUGGUGGACUGCAAGUGUCCCGAAGCCAAGAAUGGCAAACAUGAAGAGCAAUGUCCGAUGCAUGAUAUGCACGACAACAAUACACCUAAAUCUAGUCCACAACCCAAAGACGACUCGGAGAAGGAUCGGUGGGCUGUUAUGGAAGCGCUUAGAAAAGAAGGCCAACAGUUGUUCGCCAACGACCUCACCAUCAAUAAGGACUCCGAGAUUAACAUGACUAUUGAUCAGCUCAUAAGACAUGAGAUCAAACUGACCACU
Oppiella nova is the source of this 459-nucleotide messenger RNA. NCBI's taxonomy places the organism in Eukaryota, Metazoa, Arthropoda, Arachnida, Sarcoptiformes, Oppiidae. The record is from the annotation of a GenBank genome assembly.